This is a messenger RNA of Penicillium odoratum, 1980 nucleotides long. Its product is annotated as putative alpha-amylase. The record is from RefSeq and is a predicted model, not a curated record. Gene Ontology annotation, biological process: carbohydrate catabolic process. Gene Ontology annotation, molecular function: starch binding; calcium ion binding; alpha-amylase activity. NCBI's taxonomy places the organism in Eukaryota, Fungi, Ascomycota, Eurotiomycetes, Eurotiales, Aspergillaceae. The annotation marks the transcript as partial. The transcript is spliced from 9 exons.
AAUCUCAAAUCUAUUCCAAAUAUUGACUUGGCUACCGCUUUUAUGAAGCAACUUGCUUGGAUCACUGUGCUCUUUGCGAGUGUGGUCAUAGGCCUAACGCCAGCUGAAUGGCGUACUCAAUCUAUCUACUUCUUGUUGACUGAUCGAUUUGGUCGGACGGACAAUUCAACUACGGCGGCAUGUGAUGUUUCUGACCGGAUUUACUGCGGAGGUAGCUGGCAAGGCAUCAUCAAUCAUCUGGAUUAUAUCCAAGGCAUGGGAUUUACGGCCAUAUGGAUCACACCAGUGACGGAACAGCUGCAGCAAGACACAGGGGAGGGUGAGGCAUACCACGGCUAUUGGCAGCAGGAAAUAUACAAUGUGAACACGAACUAUGGAACCGCCGCUGAUCUGCUGGCAUUGUCGGAGGCUCUACAUGCUAGAGGAAUGUAUCUUAUGGUAGACGUGGUGGCAAAUCACAUGGGCUAUGAUGGUGCAGGCACAAGUGUAGACUAUAGUGUCUUCAAUCCUUUUGACUCGUCCUCCUACUUCCAUUCCUACUGUCUGAUCAGCAACUACGACAAUCAGACCAAUGUGGAGGAUUGCUGGCUUGGAGAUACUACUGUUUCAUUGCCAGAUCUUGAUACUACCCUGACAUCAGUACAGACCAUCUGGUACGAUUGGGUCGCAGCCUUGGUGUCAAACUAUUCAAUCGACGGGCUGCGCAUCGAUACUGUCAAACAUGUCCAACAAUCAUUUUGGCCUGAUUACAAUGACGCUGCCGGUAUCUACUGCGUGGGCGAGGUCUACGAUGGGGAUCCAGCCUAUACCUGUCCCUACCAGGACUACCUGGAUGGAGUGCUGAACUAUCCAAUCUACUAUCAAUUGCUCUAUGCCUUUGAGGAUUCGAGUGGCAGCAUCAGCGAUUUAUACGAUAUGAUCAAUUCAGUUGCUUCGGACUGUGCCGAUCCUACGCUCCUUGGAAACUUUAUUGAAAACCAUGACAACCCUCGAUUUGCUUACUAUACAUCCGACUAUUCCCAAGCAAAGAAUGUGAUCUCUUUCGUGUUCUUGUCAGAUGGUAUUCCAAUCAUCUACGCAGGUCAGGAACAGCACUAUAGUGGUGGCAGUGAUCCUGACAAUCGCGAGGCCACUUGGCUAUCUGGGUAUUCCACCACCGCAACACUAUAUGAGUUUAUUGCUUCAACAAACGAGAUUCGCAAUCUAGCGAUAUCUGCGGAUUCUACUUACAUUACUACACUAAACGAUGCAUUCUACCAGGAUAGCAAUACUCUCGCUAUGAAGAAGGGAUCGAGUACCUCACCGGUCAUUACUGUUCUUUCAAACAAAGGUUCGAGUGCCAGCUCGUACACUCUGACACUCAGCGGCAGUGGCUAUUCCUCGGGUACCGUGCUCAUGGAGAUGUACACUUGUACCUCCGUGACAGUGGACUCUAGUGGAGAUAUCGCAGUCCCAAUGGCAUCUGGCCUACCUCGUGUGUUCAUGCUGUCUUCUUCUGUCACUGGCAGUGGACUGUGUGGAACUACUGCUUCCACGUCUACCUCCACAUCCACGACUAAGACGACCACGUCGACCACAUCAACGAGUACGACUACCACCAAGGCGUCCACGUCAACCACUACGACUACAUCCACGACAACCACUAGCACUUGCUCUGCAGUCACUGCCGUGCCAGUGCUCUUCGAGGAAGUCGUAACCACCACAUACGGCGAGAAUAUCUACAUCUCUGGUUCCAUCAGUGCGCUUGGAAGUUGGGAUACAGAUGAUGCUAUUGCCUUGUCUGCCGCUGAUUACACAUCCUCCGAUCCAUUGUGGUAUGUCGUCAUAACGCUGCCUGCUGGGACGGUCUUUGAGUAUAAAUAUAUCGAGAAGACGGAUGGAUCGACAUCGAUCAAAUGGGAAAGUGACCCCAACCGGACUUAUACAGUGCCAACCGUCUGCUCAGGCACCACUGCAACGGCCGUAGCGACGUGGAGGUAG